This is a messenger RNA of Coregonus sp. 'balchen', 2331 nucleotides long. The record is from the annotation of a GenBank genome assembly. Lineage: Eukaryota; Metazoa; Chordata; Actinopteri; Salmoniformes; Salmonidae.
AUGGAGAGUAGUGACAGAGUGUGGAAAAAGGUUAGGGUUAGUAACAGUGUGGACAGGGUCAGGUCAUUGUACUGCUAGGGCGUUGCUGUUCUCAGUGGGAUAUUUGGGGAAACAUAAAUCUGCCCUCCAGACUGUUACAGUAACUAAGUUGGAUGUGAGAUUUACUGAUCGAACUCUGACACGCAACACAAUACAGCCCUUGUAACGGCAGCUGCAGCCUAAUAAAAGUUUUUUCAAAAGAUUUCCAUGAAGUUAUUGUGUAACAGAGCAGGAUGUACAUAUUCUAUAGUGGCUCUAUUGUAGACUGGCAUUGGGUGCCACCUAUUGGUUCUGGUACGCUACUACAACAUCACCCCUUGUUACCUAAGACUAUCUCACAGAUAGAACAAUAAGACAGAUAUUUCACCGGAUGUAUAAAUGUGAAGCAUCUUCUUGGCGUUUCCACUGGAUUUUGGCCAACUAUGACUCAUUUGUUCCCAUUGAAGACCACAGCCUGUCGUUUAUCUUGGUUUAGUUAUACAAAUCUUUGAUUUUCUGACAUGCUGAAACCUCACUGGCUUUCAUUUCAUAACCAUGACCUUGCAGAUGUUUGAUAAGCAUGAUGACCUUAGUCAGUGUUUGACAUUCAAAGGCAUGUAUCAAAUAAAGGAAAAACAAACAAGGGCUUGUUAUGAUACUCUAACUAUGACAUUUUCAUGGAAAGAAUACAAUAUUGGUCACAAAAACAAAGGCUGUAGUGCUGUGAGUCAGACAGAUGGUCACAGGAUGUGGUGCGUUUUGCAUCAUUUUUUAAUAUGGUGGACAUGACCUAAGUCAUGAGAUCCCAGUCAUCCCACCGCUACCUCAUGAGAUGGUUAACCAUGUGACUUCUGGGUAGAUGAGUUGUUUGUUUGUUAUGUUAGGACUCGUGAGUUGACUUGGACUUGAAAGCUAGGGACUUAGGACUUGAGUCAAACUCUAGAUUUAGGAACUUGACUACAUCACUGCCACUAAGUGCCUAACCUUCUCUCGUCCUCCCUCUCUCUCUCCGUCUUCUUCUUCCUAGGUGAUCAGCUGUUUUGGCAUCGCCGUCCUGACUGGUCGCUACGUGGGCUUUGCUGUGGUGGCCCUCCUGGUUGAGAUCAACUCUGUGUUCCUCCACCUGCGCCAGAUCUUACGCAUGGCCAACCUAGUGGCGGGCGACCUCUACCGCAUCAACAGCAUGGUCAACCUAGGUACUGUCAUGUUCAUAAGGUUUCAAUGAUGAAAGCAUAUUUUGAAUGAACAGCUAGCUUGUGCUAGUCAUUAUCUAUAACUUCACAUCAUGAGGUGUUGCCAUGAAGUGGUUUGUUUACAUUACGUUUCAACUGUAGUAAGUUGAUUAUACAAAUGUUAGCAUCAUAGAAUUACAUAUACACUGAACAGAAAUAUAAACACAACAUGUAAAGUGUUGGUCCCAUGUUUCAUGAGCUGAAAUAAAAGAUCCCAGAAAUGUUCCAUACGCACAAAAUGCUUAUUUCUCUCAAAUUUUGUGCACAAAUUUGUUUACAUCCCUGUUAGUUAGCAUUUCUCCAUUGCCAAGAUAAUCCAUCCACCUGACUAGUGUGGCAUAUAAAGAAGCUGAUUAAACAGCAUGAUCAUUACACAGGUGCCCCUUGUGCUGGGGACAAUAAAAGGCCACUCUAAAAUGUGCAGUUCUGUCACACAACACAAUGCCACAGAUGUUUUGAGGGAGCUUGCAAUUGGCAUGCUGACUACAGGAAUGUUCACCAGAGCUGUUGCCAGAUAAUUGAAUUAAUUUCUCUACCAUAAGCCGCCUCCAAUGUUGUUUUAGAGAAUCUGGCAGUACGUCCAACUGGCCUCACAACCGCAGACCACUUUUUUUUUUUUUUAAAGGUAUCUUUGACCAACAGAUGCAUAUCUGUAUUCCCAGUCAUGUGAAAUCCAUAGAUUAGGGCCUAAUUUUUUAUUUUAAUUGACUGAUUUCCUCAUAUGAACUGUAACUCAGUAAAAUCUUUGAAAUUGUUGCAUGUUACGUUUAUAUUUUUGUUCAGUAUAGAAUUACAUAUAAUAGGAUCUCUGUUCUUAGCGCUAAGACGUACUGCUGACAAUAACAAACUGCAUAUCAUUCCAGGUACCUACGUGGUGUUCCGGAUCAACACCCUGGCCUGGAUGACCCGCUGGCUGGUCCUGAACCGGGACAACAUCCCCCUGUUCAGCUACACAGUGGGGAGUAUAGGGCUAGCCAUCAUGACCGCCAUGAAUAUAGUGCUGUUCUACCGCCUGCUGAGGUCUGACUUCCUUAAGAGUAGUGCACCCACGCCCACGGAGGGUAAAGAGAGUAGAGGGUAA